Messenger RNA from Centruroides sculpturatus (bark scorpion), 546 nucleotides. Its product is annotated as putative eggshell protein. The record is from RefSeq and is a predicted model, not a curated record. Bases 1 to 546 code for a protein of 181 amino acids. NCBI's taxonomy places the organism in Eukaryota, Metazoa, Arthropoda, Arachnida, Scorpiones, Buthidae. The transcript is spliced from 3 exons.
AUGAAGAUGUUAGCUUCAUUGCUUCUCCUCCUCUUCUGCUUAGAUGAUGUUUUUCCACACUCUUGGAGUAACAACUACUACAAAGACUAUUUAAAUCGUUACUUUCCUCCAUCUCGAAGUUACGACCGCUAUCAACCAUCAUCCAACGUUUACGAUCCAUAUUAUCAACAGUAUCAACGAUACGAUCGUUAUUAUCCACCAUAUAGAUUCGAUUAUCAUCGCAGUUACGAUAGAUACGAUCGUCAUUAUCCAAGAGAAGACGUUUAUGAUAAAUACCAACGUCUCGGAUUUAAUUGCCAACAAGGAUACGGAUAUGGAUACGAAUGUUACGAUGAUUAUCGUCAUUAUCCUUGGCACAAUACGAGAUAUCCAAACUAUCCUUGGUAUGACGAAAGAUAUCGUUAUGAUUAUCCUUAUCACCGUUACAGGGAUUAUUACGAUCCAGGAUGGAGUAGAAAAGCCGUUAGCAACAACCCAGAUAAAGAAAAAGACUCGAAUCCGUCUAAAGAAGAUUCUCCCGCCAAAAAGGACAACGUUGAAAAUUAG